This is a messenger RNA of Parnassius mnemosyne (clouded apollo), 2757 nucleotides long. Lineage: Eukaryota; Metazoa; Arthropoda; Insecta; Lepidoptera; Papilionidae. The record is from the annotation of a GenBank genome assembly.
AUGGCAGAAUCUACUACGCCUUUUUAUGUUGAUCGGGCGAAAGGAGGUCGAGCUUCUUGCAAAGCCUGCAAGGGUAACUGCCCAAAUGGUGAACUACGCUUAGCCAAAUUAGUUCCUAGCCCUUACGGAGAAAAUCAAUUUAUGAAAUCUUGGUAUCAUGUCGAUUGCUUUAUGGAUAUUUUAUUGAAGCAACGUCCCACUACAAAGCGGGUUGAUUCUAUUGACGAUAUUGGAAAUUGGGAAAAUUUGAGUAAAGACGAUCAAGAAUAUAUAUUAAAAAAAAUUAAUGAAACCGAACAACUUUUUGCAGAGAAAAACAGUGGGAAGUACACAGCAAAAGUUAUCAAAAAUGAGUCAAAGCCUCUUAAUAUUGAUUCUAAAACCUAUGCUAGCAGCGAUAAUGAAGAUAUAAAAGACAAUAAGUUUUCAACAUUUGUUAAGUUGUGUAAUCAAAUAGCAAAAGUGGAUGCGUACACAGAAAAAACUGCUGUUGUUAAUAAAUUUUUUACACAAGGUUGUGAAGGUGAUCAUUUUAAGGGUGACCUUGCAUUAUGGUGCAAGUUGCUUCUACCUCAAGUGACAAAACGAGUAUACAAUUUAAAAAGUAAACAACUUGUAAAAUUAUUUUCACGUAUAUUUCAAAGUGAUCAUGAUGAUAUGCUUACACAUUUGGAACAAGGGGAUGUAGCUGAUACAAUUCAAUUCUUUUUUUCAAAUUCAAAAACUGUACAGCCAGCAAGUAAAAGUACACUUUCAAUUCAAGAAGUGGAAGUUUUUCUUGAAGAUCUCUCCAAGCUGACUCGAGAAGAGGAGCAGAUAUAUCACUUCAAGAAAAUUGUAAAAAAGUGUAGUUUAGACGAUUUGAAAAUGUUAAUCCGUUUAAUUAAAGGUGAUUUAAGAAUAAACGCUGGACCAAAACAUAUUUUAGAAGGUGUUCAUCCAGAUGCUUAUAAUGUAUUUCAAACAUCAAGAGAUUUGAAAAUGGUUUUGGACAGAAUUCUGUCACAAAGUGAUAAAAUAAAACAUAAAGAUUCCUUUCAAAAAUCUAUGCAAGCAAAGUUAGUUCUUAUGACACCUGUAUUGCCAAUGUUAGCUGAAGCCUGCAAGUCAGUUGAGAUGGCUAUGAAAAAAUGUCCUAAUGGAAUGUUUGCAGAAAUAAAAUAUGAUGGGGAGAGAGUCCAAGUUCAUAAAAAGGGCAAUGAGUUUAAAUAUUUUUCUCGUGCCCUAAAACCAGUGAUGGCUCAUAAAGUAAAUCACUUUAAAGAGUACUUGCCGCAAGCAUUUCCAAAAGGAGUAGAUUUAAUACUGGAUGCAGAGGUCCUUAUGGUUGAUGUAAAUACGGGGAAACCAUUACCAUUUGGUACAUUAGGUAUACAUAAACAGUCUGCAUUCAAAGAUGCUGAGGUUUGUCUGUAUGUGUUUGAUUGCCUUUACUACAAUGGAGAGAUUUUGAUGGAUUAUUCAAUAAAGAAACGAAGAAAGGUCUUGCAUGAUAAUAUGGUUGAGGUCAAAAAUCAUGUUAUGUUUUCUGAGCAGCAGUUGAUAAAGAAAUCAGCUGAUUUAGCUAAAAUGAUUGCAAUGGUUUUACAACUUGGUUUGGAAGGCCUGGUGUUGAAGGAUCUGGAGUCUACAUAUGAACCAGGAAAAAGGCAUUGGUUGAAAGUGAAAAAAGAUUAUUUAUUUGAUGGAGCUAUGGCCGACACUGCAGAUUUGGUUGUACUUGGAGCUUGGUUUGGGACUGGCAAGAAAGGUGGAAUGAUGUCGGUGUUUUUAAUGGGAUGUUUAGAUGCUCGGCGAAAUCGUUGGGUGACAGUCACUAAGGUUCACACAGGACAUGAUGACAGCACAUUAGAAAGGUUGCAGAAAGAGUUAGGACCCCUCAUGAUGAAAAUAUCACAAGAUUAUACGAAAUUACCUUCUUGGUUGGAUUGUAAUAAAGGAAUGGUACCAGAUUUUAUUGCAAAAGAUCCAAAAAAUCAACCAGUGUGGGAGAUAACUGGUACUGAAUUAACAAAAGCAAAUCUUCACACAGCUGAUGGUAUAUCAGUGAGGUUUCCAAGAGUAACAAGAAUAAGAGAUGAUAAAGACUGGGAGACUGCAACUAAUUUAGAAGAGUUAAAAGAAUUAUAUAAAACAUCCAAAGAGAAAACUGAUGUUUCUCUUCUUAACAACCUGGCAGCAACUGCAGCUGAGGAUGAUGAACCACCUCCAAAGAAACUUAAAAAUAGUCCAGUCAAAACUUCAGGAAGUAUAAUAAAAAAGGAAACAUCAAAUAGUAUUGCAAGAAUUGAUAAAUUUCUAACAAAUAAGGGUUCACAUAAGAAAAGAAAAACUAAAGAUGUGGAUAUAUCAAAUUCGUCAGACACUACAAGUGACACUAGUACAGUAAGUUACGAGGAGAGUAAAACAAAUGAUAUCAAAUAUCAAUUAGUACCAGAAAAUCCUCUGCCAGAUGUUUUUACGGGUAAAAGAUUGGGUUUUUAUCCUGAUUUUAUAAGCUUCCCGGAGGAAGAUAGAAGAGAUUUCGAAAGGCAUUGGAUUGCAUAUGGAGGUGUUGUUGUAAAAUCAAUGAAGUCCGUGGAUGUUGACUAUGUUGUUCAUAAAGAUAAGUGUAUAGAUUUCAGCAAAAUGCAGAAAUUAAGAAAGAGAUUGCCUUCCAAUGUUAGACAUGUCACCAAGAAUUGGUUGAUAAAAUGUAUAAAUGAAGUAAAAUUAUGUGAUACGAAAAAUUUUACAGUGACUGUUUUACCUUCAUAA